UUCUCGUAUGCUCGCUAUUUGUUGGUUUGAUUUCGAGUCGAAAUUGGGUUGUGUGAUUGGUGGUUUGGGGUUUUUGGAUUUUGAUUUGGAUUAGUGAAAUUAUACUUUCUGUUUCAUUUACUUGAAUGGAGAAAACUCUUGUCGAAUAACAAUUAACAUGGUAUACCGUGGCAGAAUUGGAUCCGAUCGUGAAAUCGGAGUGACUUCCAUCAGAAUUAUCUUGAUUUGUGAUGGAAGAUAGUAUAUGCCAGAUUUCUGUUCAUGGGGUUUGUUGUUCUGAUAUUUGUAGAGAUAAAAUCUUUUGUCUAACAGCAAAUUUUUUAGAACACAACCAAAUUAAUUAAUUGUUCAAUGAAAAUUUUGAAUUUGCUAUUUUUUUUUAGCAAUCCUAAGGUAAAUAGGUUUAUAUGUUUGUUUCUUUCAAAAUUCCUUAUUUAAAGGGUUGCUUUUGAGAAAAUAUGAUCCAAAUGAACAAGAAAACAAUCUGAUAUCUGUCCAAAACAAUGUGAUAUGAUAAACAAUAUACAGAAAUGCAAUAAUCAGCUUAAAACUUGUGGUAAAUAGGCUUAUAUGUUUGUGGUUCAAAAUUUGUUACUUUCUGUAGUAACAUGAAAAAUAUAUGCUAUAAUUCAUGCUUAUGUUUAUGCAUAUGUAUUUGUUGAUGUGGUUUAUUUCCCCUUAAAUAUAAGCGUGUGUUAGGUUGUUUCUUUGGUUGUUGUUACUAAUAUGUCUAAAUUUAUCAUAACGUUUUGGGUUUUAAUUCGACUAUGACCUGUGUAUGCAUGUCAUAUUUGUGAUUAGCUUUGAAGAACAAUGCAGUGGUCCAGAGAAAGGUGACUAGCUAGAAUUUGGGCCUGGAGUUCUUCUCAAGGCCUCUCGUUUCCGCGCACACACAAAACUAUCUCAGUUUGCUUCAAUACUGAAUUUUGCUUGUUGUAGGAUAGUGUUGGGCAGCGGACCUUGGUUAUUUACUUGUAAAAUGCAGUGGUUUCCAAUUGGGUCACCCUAAAAUCCAUUUUAUUUUUCACAUGUUAGUAGUCUGAAAGUCUCUUCUCACUGCUCUGUGGAUACCUUUACUAUAGUUAAUGUCUGCUGGAUUUGUAUGUGAGCCGUUUUGUUUGUUGAGUUAGUGUUUACCACCCUCAUAUUGUUUACGCAAAAUAUUUUUAAAGUUAACAUUAACAUUGGUGGUUCAGUGCAAGUUUUCUUUCCUUCCAAGACUUGCCAAAUUCCCCCAACCCAAAAUGGGAAAAUCACCAAUCUAAUUUUAUGUGCAUUGCUGUUUCCUGCUUCUGAUCCUUGAGAUUGAAACUCUUUAAUGAUGGCUACUGCAACCGUCUCUUUUGCUAGUCCACGUUAUUCUCCAGAGGACCCCACUCUUCCCAAGCCUUGGAAAGGGCUAGUUGAUGGUAAAACUGGUUAUCUUUACUUCUGGAAUCCGGAGACCAAUGUCACUCAGUAUGAGAAGCCCGCUGCCUCUUCACACACGGGCUCAGCUCCACCACAAAAGCUGUCUGCAGCACCUGUAAGUUCUUCGGUUCAAGUUGAACAAUCUUCUCAUGGACAUUGUGACAGUAUCUUCAACGAUGAUGACGAUAGAUAUAAUGGAGGUAGCAAUAGUGGGUCUAAGCUUGAUACAGGAACUCGGAGUUAUCAGGGAGAUAAUGUACCCCCUCCUUUAACAUCAUUUGAAGCUACUGGUUUUCCUUCAGAGCUUCUUCGAGAGAGUGGGAAAGGUGGAUCAGAUCAUUCUCAAAAUGUUCCUAAUGAGGAGAUAGGUGUUGGACAUGGAGGGUCUUCUGGCAGAGGUUAUGGCUUUUGGCUGUUGGAAAUGGCCCAUCUGUUGAAUCUUAUCGCCGUCAGCAUGAAAUUACUAUUAGUGGAGAUAAUGUACCCCCUCCUUUAACAUCAUUUGAAGCUACUGGUUUUCCUUCAGAGCUUCUUCGAGAGACACACGAGCACCACCACCGACCACCACCAUCCGUUGUUUCUCCGAUUCAGAAACAUGAACGCAUCUCUGGCGGCAGAUUUCUUCUACGGCGAGGCCGUUUGAUUCCGAUUUCUUUGUGAGUUCAAUUCAUCGUGUCUCUCUCUACACUCUCUUUCUCUACAUAUAUAAAUCAUUCGUAUAUAAUUUCUAAUUUGUCUGAUUAUUUUCUUAACUGAUUUGUAGUUUAAAUUACACAAAUUCAGAUCUCUCCUCUCAUUCACCAAGUAACUAAUUCGCACUUCGAGAGAGAGAAAUGAGAUAGCGAUUUCAUAUUUGAUCGAAUAUUGGUUUGGAGGAAAUUGAAACCCUUAGAUUUGUCUGAAAUUGUUGUGUUUUGUUGCUUUGUUUCUGUAUCGAUUCACCGAACUGCAUCAUUCUCUCCUGUGGUUGAAGAAAACUCAUUAACAAAUUUUUAAUUCUAUUUUUUUUUGUCUUUUCAAAUUCAUAAAAAUAAAGGGAAAAUUAUAAACAUUAGAACAAGACUUGAGUUUUUGAAUGGGUUAAUACCAGAAAUAACAGGUUGAACACGGUUGAGGACCAUGGUAAUGGCAAGAAGGUAAAUCAAAUUGAGCAACAGCUUUUUGCAUGUCUUUGCUCUCUGUGAGAAUGACAGCAAAAUGGUUUCUAGUAGUCAUUAUAAUUGACAUGAACAAUAUCCCUAUUAGAAGAGACUCUGUCACUGUUACAAAGACUGAGUAUUUUGCUGCCUUGGGAUGUCUUGAUCCUAGCUCAUUUGAAACCCUAACACUGUCAUGAAGGAAAAAAAAAUUAAAUAAAUUGUUCAAAAGAAACCAAGAAUGAAAAUUAGAUCAAUACCUUGCAAUGAAAUUUGACAGGGAAAGUAAAUGUGUCAAAAGAGAAUCAAUAAAUGCGACAUAAAUUUUUUCACAAAAGUGCAUAGAAUGCGGCCAGGAUAUCCUACUAUUGCAUGCAUUCUGGGUAUUUUUUUGAAAAUUUUCAUCAGUACUUAAAAAAAAAUUCAAAAGAUCGAUGCAACACAAUGGAAUUUGAAAGGGAAAUAAAAUAUAUAUGUGAAGAGAACAAAAAAAUGCUAGUGAGGGAUAUGGAAUUUUUUUUUUUUUAAAGUAUACAUGUAGUCAGGAUGAAUGUAGUGUUUUAAUCCAAGCUCAUUUGAGGCAGGAUGAAAAAUAAGUGCAACUCCAUGGGGUAGGAGAAGAUUUUAUGAAGGGAUUUUUUAGGAUUCCAAUGACUAAAACUUUUCAACAAGAUUCUGGAUAAUUCUAAAUACACACAAAAUUUCUCAAUACACCCAUUUUAUGAGACACAAUUCCCCAAAUAGUGGGUUUAUUCAAUAUUGCCACUAAUUACAAGUGUGAACCCUAUGAAUAAUAAUACAGUGUAGAGAUAGGAAGGGGGUAAUACCAGGAAGGAGGUGAAGACAGCAAAGAAGGCCUCGAAUCCAAGAAUAACAGAGUACCCAACACCUUGAUUUAAAACUACUUUCCCUCCAAAGAAACUGCUCUGUCUCACACAACUGUCCCCCGUGCUUGAGUAAAUACUUGGCGGCGAACACAAACAGCGGACAAUUUGGGAGAGAAGAAGCCAUGAAGCCACUGCUCUUCUCCAACUUCAACUGUCAGAGUCUGGCACUCUGUUUGUGUGGGAAUUUAUAUACACAUAGAGGAACUGAAUUUCUUUAUUGUGACGGUAUACACAAUAUGGUUCUAGUCGAACUAUGAAAGUUUCUCUCGUUGCUUGCUAUGAGAGGCAUGUCUUGGAUGGCAUUGAUGCUUUCAGUGGUCACUCUCUUGGGUUUGAAUUAUAUAUAUAAAUAUGUAUAUGUGGCAUGUCAAUUAUAUAUGUUUUGUCACACUUGAAAAAUAGAUUUUUUUUUUUAUUGCCCAAAUUAGGUUCUUUUACUUCUUAAAAAAGGAAAAAUGUGUGCGCCCUUGUAUUUGUCCUACAUUGGAGCAGAUACUGCUUGAAGGGUAGACUCUUUUUUUUGGGUGUUUGGUCAGUUUGACCCUUAAAAAACCCGUGGGUGCCCUUUUCCUUCUCUGUUAAAAAUACACGCUGAUUUUUAUGUUA
This is a messenger RNA of Camellia sinensis, 4039 nucleotides long. The record is from RefSeq and is a predicted model, not a curated record. NCBI's taxonomy places the organism in Eukaryota, Viridiplantae, Streptophyta, Magnoliopsida, Ericales, Theaceae.